Molecule: messenger RNA, 1084 nt
Organism: Yamadazyma tenuis ATCC 10573
Lineage: Eukaryota; Fungi; Ascomycota; Pichiomycetes; Serinales; Debaryomycetaceae
Product: putative ATP-dependent kinase
Cellular component (GO): cytoplasm
Source: RefSeq, a predicted model, not a curated record
UUAAAGUAGUGAAAAAUGGUCCCAUAUCCACCAGGACCAGAACCUUUCUAUCGUUAUGUCAGUGACAUUGUCAGCAAUUGGCAGUUGUCUCCAACAAAAUCUCCCAUCAUCAUUGGAGUCAGCGGCCCUCAAGGAAGCGGUAAGUCCUUUGCAGUGGAUCAAGCAGUUGCCUUUCUUUAUGCUCAGUUUCCCCACGUCAAGGUAGCACAGAUGUCAAUGGAUGACGUUUAUCUCACUCAUGCGCAACAACAGUUGUUGACACAGAAGUCCAUUGAACAAAUGGAUAACAACAGGCUUGUGCAAGGAAGAGGGCUCCCGGGGACUCACGACUUGGAACUUCUUGGGGAUGUUCUUCACAAAAUCCGCAUAAGGGACGAGGUUGCCAUACCCAGGUACGAUAAGUCUGCUUUCAAUGGCGAGGGUGAUCGGGCUCCACGAGAAACAUGGACGGUUUACACGAAACAACAAGCGGUGGAUGUGCUUCUAUUUGAAGGUUGGUUCAACGGAUACCUUGCCAUACCCGAUGAGGAAAUGUCAAAACGAUAUAAUGCUUUGCCAGCAGACAGUGCCUCGAAAACGAAUACUCUUCAGCACAUGCUACAGGUCAACGACUUCCUCAAGAAGUACGGCAGUGUUUGGUACCGCUUCGACUACUUCAUUAACUUUGAAACAGAAGAUAUUAAUAAUGUGUACAAAUGGAGGUUACAACAGGAACAUGAUCUUAUCGCCAAAAGGGGGUCAGGAAUGACGGACGCACAGGUGGCUCUGUUUAUCAGCCGGUAUAUGGCCAUGUACGAGGUGUACUAUGAAGACCUUUGUCGCAGUGGUUCUUUAGUGGAGGACACUGACUCCUUCAAUAUUAAGAUCAACUUGGAAAGGAGAGUACUCGUUUGAGUUUGUGACAUCACUGUUUCAGAUCCAAGGCAGGGAAGUCGAUGGUGGCAGAAUGUGUCCGCAAUUCCUUCAAUUUCUCUUGUACGAUGCUAUUGGAAGUGCCAGUUUUCUAAUCCCACUGUUCAUAACCAUACCACUCUCCGUCGGAAUUGACGGUCUUUGUCUUGUAGCUAUCAAUACAAGUACUACU